AUGCUAAGGGCAACAUAAGAACAUAUUAUUCAUGUAGACUUAUUUAAAAUCAUUCAUCCUUUCAAUUAAAGACUCUAUUAUUUAAGAUUUAUAGUUAAAUCUAAUGGUGAGUAAGCCAUUCCUUAUAUUUAUUAUGAAACCAAUCAUAAUAAAAAAGAAUCUUAGCAAAACCCAUUCAAAUUGAUGAAUAAUACUUUUAAACUAAAAAAUUUAUGA
Messenger RNA from Paramecium pentaurelia, 216 nucleotides. NCBI's taxonomy places the organism in Eukaryota, Ciliophora, Oligohymenophorea, Peniculida, Parameciidae. The record is from the annotation of a GenBank genome assembly.